Diabrotica balteata is the source of this 2297-nucleotide messenger RNA. The record is from the annotation of a GenBank genome assembly. Lineage: Eukaryota; Metazoa; Arthropoda; Insecta; Coleoptera; Chrysomelidae.
UUUUAAAAAAAAUUUGUAUGUACACAAAUAAUUCUUCAAUGAACAGGUUCAGUUGGAAAUUGAACAAAAAGUCAUGGAGCCUCCUCAAAUAAGAAAGUUAAAUGAAGAUGUAAUAAAUAGAAUAGCUGCAGGUGAAAUAAUACAACGUCCUGCAAAUGCUUUGAAAGAAUUAAUAGAAAACAGCAUCGAUGCCAAAUCCACAAAUAUCCAAAUUACAGUUAAGAAUGGUGGGCUUAAAUUCUUACAAAUACAAGAUAAUGGCACUGGGAUUAGAAAGGACGAUUUUGAAAUAGUUUGUGAGAGAUUCACAACUUCUAAAUUAAGGGAAUUUGAAGAUUUACAUAAGAUUGCCACAUAUGGUUUUCGUGGAGAAGCUUUGGCAAGCAUUUCCCAUAUUGCUCAUCUUUCUAUUACAUCAAAAACCAAAGAUGAUGUGUGUGCCUACCAGGCCAAAUAUAUUGAUAGUAAAUUACAAGGGACUCCAAAACCCUUAGCAGGAAAUCAAGGCACAAUAAUCACCGUAGAAGAUUUGUUUUAUAAUAUGAAUGUAAGGAAAAAAGCUUUGAGAUCUCCUGCUGAAGAAUACCAGAAGAUAGCUGAUGUUGUUACUAAAUAUGCUGUUCAUAAUGCUCCAAUAGGUUUUGCACUGAAGAAAUCAAAUGAAGGCAAUGAUAUUCGGACACCUCAGAAUUCAACUACAGUUGACAACAUCAGAAUUCUCUAUGGAAAUGGAAUAGCAAAAGAAUUAUUAGAAUUUUCUUUGGAAAACCAACAAUUCCAGUUUAGUGUAAAAGGAUAUAUUUCAAAUGUAAAUUAUUCUCCUAAGAAGUUUCAGUUUCUAUUGUUUAUCAACCAUCGAUUAGUAGACUGUCAAAGCUUGAAAAAGGCAAUUGAUCAAGUAUAUACCACUUAUCUACCCAAGAACACUCAUCCAUUUGUUUAUAUGAGUCUAGAAUUGAAUCCAACAAAUAUCGAUGUAAAUGUGCAUCCUACUAAACAUGAAGUUCACUUUUUAAAUGAGGAUCAAAUAGUUGAAUGUAUCGCCACUGCUGUAGAAACUAAACUUUUAGGGUCUAAUAAUUCCAGGACUUUUUACACCCAAGCUAAACUACCAAACAUAUUUGAAAUAACAUCAGUGCAUGAAAAAGACAAAACUGGCGCCCAAACAAAAACGAUACAUCCAAGCUUCAUGGUUCGGACUGACGCCAACGAGCAAAAGUUAGAGAAAUUUUUUGAAAAAGUUCAAAAGAAAGAUGAUAAUGCAACUGUGCAAAACCAAGCUAAUGAUUCGCUCGUGGAUGAGGACAUCCAAAUGAAUGAUGAAUCAUUUUUGAAUAGAGCCGAAAAUUUGGAAAAUGAAUUUAAUUUGAAUAGAUCUGAAGUUCUUCCUGUUAAGGAAACAAAUGAGAGGCUUCAAAGUUCUCCUACGAACAUUAGUGAAAAUGAAGUAAAAAAGAAAGACAUUUCGCCACCAACUUGUGAUAAAUUAAGUAAUUCAUUUGUGAAAAAAGUUACUAGGUAUGAAACGAAGCUGACAAGUGUGCUACAACUAAGAAGAGAAAUUGAAGAUAGCUGUCACAGAGGUUUGAGAGAAAGUUUCGCCCAACAUGUCUUUGUCGGCAGUAUAGAUCCUUCCCAAGCUCUCAUCCAAUACAGCACUAAACUAUUCCUUUGUCACACCAGGACCAUACUCGAGGAGCUUUUCUAUCAAUUCAUCAUGUACAAUUUUCAAAACUUCGAUGCUUACAAAUUUUCCAAUAAAAUAUCAAUAUACGACUUGUCUAUGAUCUGUUUAGAUUUGCCAGAAUCUGGAUGGGAGCCAGAAGACGGCGAAAAGACAAAGCUAUCAAAACAAAUCACGACAAUUUUUACAGAAAAAGCACCAAUGCUUCAGGAUUAUUUUUCUAUGGAGAUAGACAAAGAUGGAAAUCUGUGUAGUAUUCCUAUAUUAUUAGAUAAUUAUCUACCUGAUCCGAAAGCUUUGCCAAUGUACGUCGUGCGAUUGGCCACAGAAGUAAACUGGGAAUCAGAAAUGGAGUGUUUUCGAACUUUCGCUAAAGAAACAGCACGAUUUUAUUCUUUUGUGCCAGAAGAACUCAAUCAGAACGGAAAAGAGUGGCCUUGGGUUACCGAACACGUUCUGUAUCCAGCUAUAAAGGAAUAUUUCAUUCCUCCGAAGAAGUUUAUAGAAGACGGUUCUGUGUUAGAAAUAGCUGAUUUGCACAAUCUGUAUAAAGUUUUUGAGAGAUGUUAAUGACUGUACCAAAAAUAUAAAGUAUUGUUUUUUUACAAAAUGA